GCGCCAGGGCGCCCCGGCCACUGGGCUCUUCGCUGCGAGCCAGUGGUCAUCGCGGAGCCGCAGCGCGCGCGUCCCGUCCCGAGGCCGUCGCCAGCUCGCCAGCAUGGCCCCCGCAGCGGCUUCGGGGGGCAGCACCCUGCCCAGUGGCUUCUCGGUCUUCACUACCUUCCCCGACUUGCUCUUCAUCUUUGAGUUUGUCUUUGGGGGCCUGGUGUGGAUCCUGGUGGCCGCCUCCCGGGUGCCCAUCCCCCUGAUCCAGGGCUGGGUGAUGUUCGUGUCUGUGUUCUGCUUCGUGGCCACCACGGCCCUGCUCAUCCUGUACAUGAUUAAUGCCCACGGCGGGGAGAUAUCCUGGGUCACGCUGGACGCAGCCUACAACUGUGUGGCUGCUCUGCUUUACCUAAGCGCCUCAGUCCUGGAAGCCUUGGCCACCAUCCUCACGCGAGACGGUUACACCUACAAGCAGUACCACGAAAACAUCUCUGCUGUGGUGUUUUCCUACGUAGCCACUUUGCUCUACGUGAUCCAUGCCAUAUUCUCGUUAAUCAGAUGGAAGUCUUCGUAAAGACGUGGAAUUGAGCUAAAAACCCAGAAUGGUGUUAACUCAUGAGCCCGUCUUCCAAUCUAACUUUGUAGAACACAGACACACGCUCCAUGAUGGGGAAAAAAGGAAAACAAACUCCAAGCAAAAAAAGGAAAGGCUCUGCUUCUGCAGUCACGUGUUUACUCUCCCACACUUUUGCAUCAGGGCUUGGGGGCUUGCUGUGUUUAACUUCCAGCUACUGAGCUGUCUUCUUAGCUACUUCCUGUCUGUGAAAGGGGCCGAUGGGGGUGGGACAUAACCUGUGACGGAAACAACAGUCCCCUGCUGACCCCCAGACCAGAGCUUGAGAAGCACCUUCUGGAAUGUUCCACAGGCUCUUCUGCACACACCAUUGAGGGCAUGUUGCAUUCUUCGUGGAGGUUCUGCAUGUCAUAGGGACUGAAAUUCAACAGAAGUUUCCGAAUGUCUAUGGUGGAAGAAAAUAACCCUUUGGAGUACUUUAUAAAGUGCCUUUAUGUUCACUA
Cavia porcellus (domestic guinea pig) is the source of this 1068-nucleotide messenger RNA. It is a transcript of the gene Mal, whose product is annotated as mal, T cell differentiation protein. Bases 104 to 565 code for a protein of 153 amino acids. The record is from RefSeq and is a predicted model, not a curated record. The transcript has 4 exons. Gene Ontology annotation, biological process: myelination. Gene Ontology annotation, cellular component: membrane. NCBI's taxonomy places the organism in Eukaryota, Metazoa, Chordata, Mammalia, Rodentia, Caviidae. Gene Ontology annotation, molecular function: structural constituent of myelin sheath.